CAGCUGGGGCAAGGUCACCGAAAUAAAUUGACCUUUAACAUCACAUCUCGUCAUUGGAGGGAUUUUCUUUCUCUAUAUUUUCUCAUCCAUUUCCUACUCCGUCGAUCUCGAUCCUAAUACUCGUAAGAUGGCCAACGCCGCAUCAGGAAUGGCUGUGCACGAUGAUUGCAAGUUGAAGUUUCUGGAGCUCAAGGCAAAAAGAACCUACCGCUUCAUUGUUUACAAAAUUGAGGAGAAGCAGAAGGAAGUUAUUGUGGAGAAGCUUGGUGACCCGUCUAAGAACUAUGAUGAUUUCACUGGAAGUCUUCCUGCUAACGAAUGUCGAUACGCCGUGUAUGAUUUUGAAUUUCUAACACCAGAGGGUGUACCAAAGAGCAGAAUAUUUUUCAUUGCAUGGUCUCCUGAUUCAUCAAGGGUGAGGAACAAGAUGAUAUAUGCUAGCUCCAAAGACAGAUUCAAGAGGGAACUUGAUGGAAUUCAGGUGGAAUUGCAAGCAACAGAUCCAAGUGAGAUGGAUAUUGAUGUCAUCAAAAGCCGUGCUAACUGAAAAUCAACCUUUCAGGCCAUGCAAUGGGGGCAUCCUCAUGCUAUCUUUACUUGAUUGAAAUGUUUGUAAGUUGUGGACUGGUGAAAACUUGGAUAAUUGGUGUUGCCGAUUUCCGAGUUUUGCCAAUGGGUUUUUAUUUUUCUCCAAGAAAAAGACCUGUGCUGCUUCUGGGUAUGUGUCUUGUUUUCUAUAGAACCUCAAAUUUGGGUGCCUUUAUGUAAUCUAUUCUCGUCAAAGCUAAUAUGCAACUGUUUGGUAGGGGAUCUGCUACACCUUUAUUUCAUUUACAAGUAUUUUUAA
Messenger RNA from Hibiscus syriacus, 847 nucleotides. Its product is annotated as actin-depolymerizing factor 2-like. The record is from RefSeq and is a predicted model, not a curated record. Gene Ontology annotation, molecular function: actin filament binding. NCBI's taxonomy places the organism in Eukaryota, Viridiplantae, Streptophyta, Magnoliopsida, Malvales, Malvaceae. Gene Ontology annotation, cellular component: actin cytoskeleton; cytoplasm. Bases 128 to 547 code for a protein of 139 amino acids. The transcript has 3 exons. Gene Ontology annotation, biological process: actin filament depolymerization.